AUGCGCCCGUCGGUGACAAGCGUCACGUGCUGCAGACCCGACGGGCACCGAGGGUGCGUACGCGCGUGGGGCGCUGCACCUGUCGGAGCGGGGACAGCGUGGGCCGGCUGGAAGCGCGGCGCGGGCCCGCGGUUGCGGCCCCGGGAGUCCACGGUAGCAGAGGGCCGGACCCUACGCAGGAACCCCCUCGGAGGAGACACGAGUGGGAGCGCACCCCUGCAGCUGCACCCCGGGAGCACCCCGGGAGAGGUGCUCUUUGCUCGGAAGUGUAGGGAGCUCCGGGUCACAAACCUUCUGAACCGGUUGAAGACAGGGGCUUUCGCUCGCAUCCUCGGCUUGAGCAGUUUUCAGCAGAGUGUGGCAAUGGACAGGAUCCAGCGCAUUGUAGAUGUUUUGCAGAAGCCACGGAUGGGGGAAUGUUAUCUAGGAACUCUGCUGCAGGUUGAAGGGAUGUUAAAGAUGUGUUUUCCUCAGAGAGCUGCCAAGAAGUCCCCAUUGAGUAAUGGAAGGCAUCAAACUGGGGUUGGAGAGAGAGGAACGAGAACUGAACCAGUGGCUCAUUCCCCCCAUUUACCCACUGCUUCUUCUCUCGCACCUCCCAUGGAUAAGACAGUGACCCAGCUUGGAGGUGUAGUGUUGAAAGCAGAGCAGUCCUGCCACUUCCCAGAGUGGCCAGCUGUGACCCAGCCUUGGACCCAUGAUACUCCAGUUUGCAGUCCCUCUGUUGGUUCCCUAGGCAUGAUUCCCCUUAGUUCUGGAUCCAGCAUUGGCAUCAUUCUUUUCCUGCAGCCCAGAGUAUGCCUCUUUACCCACUCUGCUCCAGCUACUCCUCCCCCAUCUGGCAGCAUCUGGAAAUCCUGGGGAUCAGCGGAACUGUCCUGAGAGGAGACUUGUUGCCAGAGUUUGCCAGGAACUCUGCCAUUAGAAUGGAACUGUCCCCUCUCUUCUCCUGAGCCCUCCUCCACAACCAGAGAAGUGACCAUGGCACCCCUACAGCACAGGAGAAGUCUUCCUCCCGGAGCUCCUGAUGGCCAUCUUCUCAGGACUCUUGGUUGUGGAUUUAUGCAAAUAUAUGUCUCUCUUGCCCUUUGCUUUUAAUCCACACAUUUGUGUUGAAGAACUAGAAAUCCUUUCUUGAUUAAAAAAAAAAAAUGUUUCUAGGGGCCGGAGCUAUAGAAGGUUUGUCUUGCACAUGGCCAACCUGAGUUCAAUCCUCGGCAUCCCAUAUGGUCCCCUGAGACUUGCCAGGAGUGAUCCCUGAGCACAGCUGGCCCUCAAAAUGGACUCUGCUAGGUUGUUCAAUGGGCUGAGCACAUGUCUUGUUCUAAGGUAGCCUGGGCUUGAUCCUGGCACUGACUGGUCCUCUGAGCAUUGGUCCUGGGAGUGGCCCUCAGCAUUAAGCCAGCAGUAGCCGCUGAGCAUUGACAGUGGUGGGGAAAAAAAAGAGUCUUAUGAACUCAGAGCAGCUAAUGGGAAUUGUGUUUUUUUUUUCUUUUUGGACCACACCCUGCGAU
This is a messenger RNA of Sorex araneus (European shrew), 1514 nucleotides long. It is a transcript of the gene CIART, whose product is annotated as circadian associated repressor of transcription. The record is from RefSeq and is a predicted model, not a curated record. Gene Ontology annotation, molecular function: RNA polymerase II cis-regulatory region sequence-specific DNA binding. Gene Ontology annotation, cellular component: nucleus. Gene Ontology annotation, biological process: circadian regulation of gene expression; negative regulation of DNA-templated transcription. NCBI's taxonomy places the organism in Eukaryota, Metazoa, Chordata, Mammalia, Eulipotyphla, Soricidae.